ACCUCCUACUCUUCUUCCUCCCAACCCCCAGCCUCUCUCGACCGCUCGAUCUCCAUCUCCCCUCGCUGGCUUUCCCGUUCCCGCCGGCGGCCCUGGCAGAGUAGGCACCGCAAGGCGGAGGCGGGAGGAAUCUCCAUGCAACACCAUGACAGGCAUCGCCGCCGCCUCCUUCUUCUCCAAUACCUGCCGCUUCGGGGGCUGCGGACUUCACUUCCCUACCCUGGUGGAGCUCAUCGAGCACAUCGAAGACAACCAUAUCGAUACGGACCCACGUGUAUUAGAAAAACAAGAAUUACAGCAACCCACAUAUGUUGCUCUCAGUUACAUUAAUAGGUUUAUGACUGAUGCUGCUCGUCGGGAACAGGAAUCUCUCAAAAAGAAAAUCCAACCUAAACUGUCCUUGACCUUAUCAAGCUCAGUGUCCCGUGGGAAUGUAUCUACUCCUCCACGUCACAGCAGUGGAAGCCUUACUCCACCCGUCACACCUCCAAUCACCCCCUCCUCCUCAUUUCGUAGUAGCACACCCACAGGUAGUGAAUAUGAUGAAGAAGAAGUAGACUAUGAAGAUUCAGAUAGUGACGAGUCCUGGACCACAGAAAGUGCUAUCAGUUCGGAAGCUAUCCUAAGUUCUAUGUGUAUGAAUGGAGGAGAUGAGAAACCUUUUGCUUGUCCUGUUCCUGGAUGUAAAAAGCGAUAUAAGAAUGUGAAUGGUAUAAAGUAUCAUGCCAAGAAUGGCCACAGGACACAGAUCCGGGUGCGAAAACCCUUCAAAUGCCGCUGUGGAAAGAGUUACAAGACAGCUCAGGGUCUGCGGCACCACACAAUCAACUUCCACCCACCAGUGUCCGCUGAGAUUAUCAGGAAGAUGCAGCAAUAAGAUGCUGGUCACAAAUGUGCCAAGGAAUCCACACCAGCAGUUGCUGAUUUCUAAGACAGCCACCUUCUCCUGGGAAGCAUUGAG
Pseudonaja textilis is the source of this 961-nucleotide messenger RNA. It is a transcript of the gene JAZF1, whose product is annotated as JAZF zinc finger 1. Gene Ontology annotation, cellular component: nucleus. The record is from RefSeq and is a predicted model, not a curated record. Lineage: Eukaryota; Metazoa; Chordata; Lepidosauria; Squamata; Elapidae.